AUGGGUUUGGUGGCAUUCAUCACGUGCGGCUCGUGCGCGCGCCGUCGUAAACACACCAACGAAAACUUCCCGGAGACCAUCACUAUCCCUACUCCAUCCUCUCAGCCACACAACGCUGCGUUGGCCCAUCACCAUGCGUACGAUAUGGACGGCCCCCGUCUACCUAUUACAAGCAAUCACCACCACCUUGAUGGCCGCAUCAGUCAUAAAAAUGAUCCGCGGAUUGAGCGACGGACCUCUACUCCACAGCCUCGAGCGUCCACUGGAGUGUCUCGGGGGCCGAAUCGAGUGUCUAGCGGUGCUGUUAGAGUCUCGAGUGGCCCGAACAGAAUCUCGAACGGCCCAAACAGAGUGUCUACUAUUCAAAACAGAGUAUCUACUGGGCAACAAAGACCACGCAACGGAUCGCAUCCGAACCAGCCGCAUCCCGAACAGAGGCCACGUCGGCAACAGCACGAUCGCAAUGGGCGACAAGAACGGCCUGUAGCUCCGGAGAAACAGCGACAAGAACGACCGGUUGCUCCAGAUAAACCGCGUUCGGGCACAGGUUCCGGAAGCUCGGGCAAUAAUCGCGACCUGGAGAUCACAGACAGGUCGAAAGAGGUUGCAAGCAAAGUUCUUCAGGAGUUCCAGUCGGACCCAAUACUUGGUAAAAUGCGUAUUCCUUAUUCAUCUUUAUACUUUACGCGCGUUUUGAGCAAAGGAGCGUUCGGAGAGGUGUGGCUUGCACAAUUAGAGAAUCGACAAGUGGCCGUCAAGCGAAUAUUGAAUGAGAAGAAAAACGAUGAAAAGGAAAUUGAGUGCUUUGGUGCUGAAAUAAAAUUGAUGGCAUCAUUUUCACAUCCAAAGAUUGUUGAAUUCCUAGGUGUCUCUUGGAGUUCCAUGCAAGACGUGUGUGCAGUUACCGAGUAUAUGGGCAAAGGUGAUUUGUAUGGCUUCCUCAAGCGCCGACAGGGACAGCUCAAUUGGCGUGAUCAUAAGAUUUUUUUAGCUGAAGAUGUGGCAGACGCUCUCGGAUAUUUACACAGUUUAUCACCUAAAGUAAUUCAUCGAGACCUUAAAUCGAAGAAUAUUUUAUUGGAUGACUCUUUCCGGGCAAAAUUAAGCGACUUUGGCAUCAGUCGCGAACGAUCUGUUGAAGAUACAAUGACUGCAGGUGUCGGUACAAUAUAUUGGACAGCACCUGAAGUGCUUAUGGGCAAAAAAUAUACCGAGAAAGCCGAUAUUUUCUCGUUUGGUAUUGUCAUGUCUGAGCUUGAGACACAUGCAGUUCCGUAUUCGGACAAGCGCGACAACGCGGGCAAAAAGUUACAAGGCAUGAAGAUUGUACAAAUGGUGAUUCGACGAAAUCUGCGACCGACAUUCUCAACUGAAUGUCCCAAGCUUGUCAAGGAGCUGGCAGAUCGCUGUUUAGACUCGGAUCCGGAUGCUCGACCUAGCGCCUUGGAGCUGCUUCGACUCAUUCAACACAUGCAAAACCUUUUGUAA
This is a messenger RNA of Plasmopara halstedii, 1488 nucleotides long. Its product is annotated as tkl protein kinase. The transcript has a single exon. The record is from RefSeq and is a predicted model, not a curated record. Gene Ontology annotation, molecular function: protein kinase activity; ATP binding. Gene Ontology annotation, biological process: protein phosphorylation. NCBI's taxonomy places the organism in Eukaryota, Oomycota, Peronosporomycetes, Peronosporales, Peronosporaceae. Bases 1 to 1488 code for a protein of 495 amino acids.